AUCGGAGCAGGUUGGAGCUCGGAGCAGUCGGAGUGGAGGAGAGAUCGUGAACGAGCGGAUCACAUUACGCAUAUCAUAUCCGCACUAUCCGCAGUGCACUGUGCAUCGGUGAUCUGGAGCGAGUGGCGACAUUACAUACAUAAUACGCGAACGCUGGCGAACGAUAUCGAUAUUAUCGCCGUCGUCAUCGUCAUCAUCAAGAGUGCGUUUAGCAGCUGGCCUAGCCCGGUUUCGCGACGGAGAUGAUCGUCACUCGCAAUAAUCGUGACGGAGCGAACGUGACGACGUGCCGGAAACUCACCGUCUCGGCGGGGAUGUGAGCGAGAGGAACGCGCUCGCGAGAGCGCCGCGCGGCGUCGUCGUCGUUGAUGACCAGCAACCACGACGACCUGGCCGGCUAAUCGAGAGGGGUAAGAGACGCGCGCGCGGCAGUGUUGCUAUCAUCGUCGUUGAACGCGAUAUAUACGAGCGACUCACGUCCGUGGGAGGCCGCGAGUCCGAGAGGGAGCACGAUGGCGGAUUUUGACGCAAUCUACGAGGAGGAGGAGGAACAUGAACAGCACUUAGAGGAUCACUAUGUCGCGAUGGUGCCAGACCCGAUCGUCAUCCGCGGGGCUGGCAACAUGACAGUAUUCGGUCUCAGUAACCGUUUUGAAUCGGAGUUUCCCAACGGCCUCAUGUCCCGCGUAGCUCCAGAAGAGUUCAAGGCGACUGUUAUGAGAGUGAACAGUGUAUUGAAAAAGACUUUACCUGUUAACGUUAAGUGGUUAUUCUGCGGUUGUGUAUGCUGUUGCUGUACUCUAGGAUGUUCUCUGUGGCCUGUCAUUUGCUUGAGCAAGAGGACUCAGCAUUCGUUAAACAAAUUGUUAGAAUGGGAGAAUAGUAGGCUCUACCAUAAACUCGGUUUACAUUGGAGACUGGCAAAACAAAGAUGCGAUAGCUCCUCCAUGAUGGAAUAUGUUCUUUUGAUUGAAUUUAUUCCAAAGAUUCCAAUCUAUAGGCCCGAUUAAACAAUGGGCAAUCGUGCAAUUAAUAAUACGUACAAUGCAAAUAAUCAGCAAUGUGCAAUGUGCAACUGAUGACAUGCAGAAAAAUACAGAGAAGAUAAAGUGCCGCUACGAUGAUAUAGGUACUUUUCUAGUACUUAUGUAAUGCAUAUUUUUGUAAAUAUUCUGGGUAGGAAUGCACAGUACAAUAAUUCGACGUAACAGAGAAUAGAUUACAUUUUGAUCAUAGAAAGAAAAAGGCAACUGUUAAUUCUUUACAAUUAAUUUAAACUAAAAAAAUAUUGCAAACAAAUCGAAUGAUUAUUUUCUCAGAGAUAUUCAUUUGGAA
This is a messenger RNA of Atta colombica, 1335 nucleotides long. RefSeq names its product cysteine-rich hydrophobic domain-containing protein 2. Bases 513 to 1010 code for a protein of 165 amino acids. Lineage: Eukaryota; Metazoa; Arthropoda; Insecta; Hymenoptera; Formicidae. The record is from RefSeq and is a predicted model, not a curated record. The transcript has 4 exons.